AUGCUCCUAACACUGUAUGAGAUACUCCUAACCCUGCAUGAGAUGUUCCUAACACUGCAUAAGAUGCUCCUAACACUGCAUGAGAUACUCCUAACACUGCAUGAGAUGAUCCUAACACUGCAUGAGAUGCUCCUAACACUGCAUGAGAUACUCCUAACCCUGCAUGAGAUACUCCUAACCCUGCAUGAGAUGUUCCUAACACUGCAUAAGAUGCUCCUAACACUGCAUGAGAUACUCCUAACACUGCAUGAGAUGCUCCUAACACUACAUAAGAUACUCUUAACCCUGCAUGAGAUGUUCCUAACACUGCAUAAGAUGCUCCUAACACUGCAUGAGAUACUCCUAACACUGCAUGAGAUGCUCCUAACACUACAUAAGAUACUCCUAACCCUGCAUGAGAUGUUGCUAACACUGCAUAAGAUGCUCCUAACACUGCAUGAGAUACUCCUAACACUGCAUGAGAUGCUCCUAACACUGCAUAAGAUGCUCCUUACACUGCAUGAGAUGCUCCUAACACUGCAUGAGAUGCUCCUAACACUGCAUGAGAUGAUCCUUACACUCCAUGAUAUGAUCCUAACACUGCAUGAGAUACUCCUAACACUCCAUGAGCUGAUGCUGACACUGCAUAAGAUGCUCCUAACACUGCAUGAGAUACUCCUAUCACUCCAUGAGCUGAUGCUGACACUGCAUAAGAUGCCCCUAACACUGCAUGAUAUACUCCUAUCACUCCAUGAGCUGAUGCUAACACUGCAUAAGAUUCUCCUAACACUGCAUGAGAUACUCCUAUCACCCCAUGAGAUUAUCCUAACACCCCAUGAGUUGCUCCUAACACUGCAUGAGCUGAUGCUAACACUGCAUAAGAUGCUCCUAACACUGCAUGAGAUUAUCCUAACAUCCCAUGAGAUGCUCCUAACACUGCAUGAGAUGAUCAAAACACUGCAUAAGAUGCUCCCAACACUGCACAAGAUACUCCUAUCACCCCAUGAGAUGAUCCUAACACUACAUAAAAUGCUCUUAACAACAAUACUGCCUUAG
Mya arenaria is the source of this 1035-nucleotide messenger RNA. RefSeq lists its product as uncharacterized. The coding region runs from base 1 to 1035 and encodes 344 amino acids. Lineage: Eukaryota; Metazoa; Mollusca; Bivalvia; Myida; Myidae. The transcript has a single exon. The record is from RefSeq and is a predicted model, not a curated record.